This is a messenger RNA of Chenopodium quinoa (quinoa), 1029 nucleotides long. Its product is annotated as protein FAR1-RELATED SEQUENCE 5-like. Gene Ontology annotation, molecular function: zinc ion binding. NCBI's taxonomy places the organism in Eukaryota, Viridiplantae, Streptophyta, Magnoliopsida, Caryophyllales, Amaranthaceae. The transcript has 3 exons. The coding region runs from base 1 to 1029 and encodes 342 amino acids. Gene Ontology annotation, biological process: regulation of DNA-templated transcription. The record is from RefSeq and is a predicted model, not a curated record.
AUGGAGAAGUAUAAGUGUUGGAAUAGUAAAUGGCUUCAAGGGAUAUAUGAUUUGAAAAAAAAGUGGUGUCCAGCUUAUUCCAAAGAGUACUUUUCAGGUGGUAUUUUAUCCUCUCAAAGGAGUGAAACAACUAAUAAGUCAGUUUCACACAGGUUAUCAAAAACAGAUGGUUUAUGUGAUUUUUAUAGGCAUUUUAAUGAUGUUGUUGAUGAGUGGAGGAACGAUGAAAAUGGGGAUGAUUUUGAAACUUCAAAUGGUAAUCGAUAUCUUGCAUUUGCUGAGGUUAGAUUGCUCUUGCAUGCUAAGGAGAUAUAUACAAGGGAAAUUGGUUUGUUGUUUGAGGAAAAUUACAUAACUACAAAUGCAUAUAAACAGAAUAUUUUGGAUAUUAGAGAUUCUGUCUUCAUUUAUCAUGUUUGGCGUGAAGCCAAAGAUCAUAUUAUGCAUGUUGUUACCUUCAAUUGUAAGGAGGUUAAAGUUGAUUGCACUUGCAAGGGGUAUAGUGAGUCGGGUAUAUUGUGUGUUCAUUCGUUGAGGAUCUUUCUUAUUCAUUGUAUCGAAAAAAUUCCUGAUUGGAAAGUUAUUGACUUGUGUUAUGAGAACAUGAAGAAGGAAAUUGAGGAUUUAUUAGCAACUUCAAAACAAUCUGGGGAGCAAGAAGCUGAAAAUAAUUCUGGUAGUUUACCCAAUGAAAAUGCUAAUUUGUCAACUUCAUGUAGUGAUCAACUGCUUCUUCCUACUACAUAUGAUAAUGUGAAAGAUCCUACAACAAGAAGGGAGAAGUAUGUGAGAAAUGAUAGACCAAAGAGUUUUGUGGAGAAAAAAUGUAGUCAAAUCAGGUCAUGGAAGUAUAAACAAGUUGCAUAUAUCGAAUAUACAAAGGAUAAAGCUCAACUUUCUAUCCAGAGUCAAUAUGAUCUUCCACCUGGUGGUAUGAUAUGUCAUCCAAGAAAUCACAAUCAAGGAUUGGAAGUUUAUGUGCCUGAUAAUUACUUUAAUGUUAGCUUCCUUCCUCCCGAGAUUCUUUAA